CCCCCCACCCGCUCACCACUCCCCCUCGACUCCCACUCUCCCACGACCGCAACUGCGAACGCGCUCCUCCGGCCAAUAACACGACCCAGCAUCUCCGGACAAGACUCCCGCUGAUUGCGGCAUUUUCCCAAACACCUCCCCACAAUGGCACAGCAGCAGCAGAAUGGCGAGCCUGUAAUGCGCAGGAAGUUGGUCAUUAUUGGCGACGGUGCUUGCGGCAAGACUAGUCUUCUGAGCGUCUUCACUCUCGGAUACUUUCCAACACGCUACGUCCCAACCGUUUUUGAAAACUACGUCACCGACUGCAGAGUAGACGGCAAAUCCGUACAACUCGCCCUUUGGGAUACCGCCGGCCAAGAAGACUAUGAGCGCCUCCGUCCCCUUGCCUACUCCAAAGCGCACGUCAUCCUCAUCGGCUUCAGCGUCGACUCCCCCGACUCCCUCGAUAACGUCAAGCACAAGUGGGCAGAGGAGGCCCGCGAACGCUGUCCCACCGUCCCCAUCAUCCUCGUCGGCCUCAAAAAAGAUCUCCGUGAUGACCCCCUAGCACAGGAAGAAAUGCGCAAGAAGAGUCUACGGUUUAUCACACCGAAACAAGGCGCAGAUAUGAAAGAUAUGAUUGGCGCGAGGAAAUACCUAGAAUGCAGUUCCCUGACGGGGGAUGGCGUGGACGAUGUUUUUGAAGCGGCGACGAGGGCCGCGCUGCUGAGUGUGGAUAAGAAGGAGAAUCCUGGGUGCGGAUGCGUUGUUCUGUGAGACUUUUCAUCAAGAGUCUCUCGCUGCAUCUUAUAUCUUCUUCUUAUCUUCAUAUCACACACUGCAUUGGGCGGAGUCACGACAAACUGGAGUUGGUACGAUACAUUUGGGGCUCUUCAAUUUUCAGCUCUCGAUUCUUUUCUUCUUUCUUCUUCU
This is a messenger RNA of Alternaria rosae, 912 nucleotides long. Its product is annotated as GTP-binding protein rho2 precursor. Bases 145 to 756 code for a protein of 203 amino acids. Lineage: Eukaryota; Fungi; Ascomycota; Dothideomycetes; Pleosporales; Pleosporaceae. The transcript has 3 exons. Gene Ontology annotation, biological process: small GTPase-mediated signal transduction. Gene Ontology annotation, molecular function: GTP binding; GTPase activity. The record is from RefSeq and is a predicted model, not a curated record.